This is a messenger RNA of Eruca vesicaria subsp. sativa (arugula), 1361 nucleotides long. Lineage: Eukaryota; Viridiplantae; Streptophyta; Magnoliopsida; Brassicales; Brassicaceae. The record is from the annotation of a GenBank genome assembly.
AUGAGCAAAGGUCCAGGUCUAUUCGCUGACAUCGGCAAGAAAGCCAAAGAUCUGUUGACGAGAGACUACAACACCGAUCAGAAAUUCAGCAUCUCCACAUACAGUGCAUCCGGCGUGGCACUUACGUCCACUGCUCUGAAGAAAGGAGGAGUGCAUGCUGCUGAUGUUACCUCCCAAUACAAGUACAAGAAUGCUGUCUUCGAUAUCAAAGUCGACACUGAUUCUACUAUUUUGACAACAGUCACUUUCACCGAGAUUCUCCCAUCGACCAAAGCCAUUGCCUCCUUCAAAGUCCCUGACAACAGCUCUGGCAAGCUCGAGGUUCAAUACUUCCACGACCACGCAACAGUUACCGCUGCGGCAGCUUUGAAGCAGAACCCUUUGAUCGACAUAACAGCCACUCUAGGAACACCAGUCAUCUCAUUCGGUGCUGAAGCUGGAUACGACACAUCUUCCAAGACUUUCACCAAGUACAACGCAGGAAUCAGUGUCACCAAGCCAGAUGCGUGCGCGUCCAUAAUAUUGGGAGACAAAGGAGGCUCGAUCAAAGCAUCUUACCUCCACCACCUUGACGAAUCUAAGAGAAGCGCAGCAGUUGGUGAGGUUUACAGGAAGUUCUCGACUAAUGAGAACACGAUAACUGUUGGUGGGUUAUACGCGAUUGAUCAUUUGACUACAGUGAAAGCUAAGCUGAACAACAAUGGCAAACUCGGUGCUCUGCUUCAGCACGAGGUUGCGCCUAAAUCACUUGUGACUGUUUCCAGUGAGGUCGACACUAAGGCCUUAGACAAGCAUCCAAGGUUUGGUAUUUCGCUUGCUCUCAAGCCAUGAGGCUCCGAAUCUUUCUCGUGUUCUCCCAGUUGUUGAAUUCUAUGGCAAAGGAUCCAAGAGUUUGAGGUUAUUUUUUUUUUGGGAAUAAAUAGUUCCGCAGUGACAAUUGACGGAUACAUUCUUUUUCGGAUAUGUUUGUUUUUCUUACAUUUUUUUUUUCUCUAAGCAAUAUUCUUGGUACGUUUUAUUUUACCAGUUUGGGUCCAUUACCAAAACAAGAAAUGAUUUCAAGUCAUCAUUAGAUAGAUUUUGCUUAGAUUAUAAAUUAAACCAUGAACUUGCUGAUGAACAUGAGGAGGAUGUACUUGUAAGUGAUCAGAUGGAACUUGUAGAUCAAUGCUAUAUUUCCUGGUGUAGCGUGAGAUAAGAUGAGCCACGAGGAAGAUACAAUAAGUGGUGGUGGUGAUUAAUUAUUCAGUGUAAUAAUCCCUGUUAUAUAACUAUCAUUAAUUAGUAAUUGUCUUUUUUUUUGUUAUGGUGUCUUUUGUUAUCUUUUCAAAGUUAUGUACUACAUGCAUAUGAUAUGUGGC